Messenger RNA from Petromyzon marinus (sea lamprey), 5330 nucleotides. RefSeq names its product X-prolyl aminopeptidase 2 (gene XPNPEP2). Gene Ontology annotation, molecular function: metalloaminopeptidase activity. The record is from RefSeq and is a predicted model, not a curated record. Lineage: Eukaryota; Metazoa; Chordata; Hyperoartia; Petromyzontiformes; Petromyzontidae.
GGCUGCGUGACAUACUAAGAGUCAUCAUACCGACUGUGUGAUGAUAGGCUGCGUGACAUACUAAGAGUCAUCAUACCGACUGUGUGAUGAUAGGCUGCGUGACAUACUAAGAGUCAUCAUACCGACUGUGUGAUGAUAGGCUGCGGGACAUACUAAGAGUCAUCAUACCGACUGUGUGAUGAUAGGCUACGUGACAUACUAAGAGUCAUCAUACCGACUGUGUGAUGAUAGGCUGCGGGACAUACUAAGAGUCAUCAUACCGACUGUGUGAUGAUAGGCUGCGUGACAUACUAAGAGUCAUCAUACCGACUGUGUGAUGAUAGGCUGCGGGACAUACUAAGAGUCAUCAUACCGACUGUGUGAUGAUAGGCUGCGUGAUAUACGAUGCACUCCCCACGCACUGGGCUGAGAAUACGAUCGCUACCCUUUGACCUCGACAAUGUGUGCUCCUCGGUAAACAAAAACUUAGAAAAACCUCAGCAAGAGUCCAAGAAUCCUCCUGUAAUCAUUUACCCGGUGGGUUCUGAGACGGGGCAGCCAGUCUCCGCGCUGCGACGCGCCUUGAUAAGACCGCAGAAGUUAGCACAGGGCCAGCGGCGGCAGCAGCAGCCGCAGCAGCCGCAGCCGAUCCUCGACUCCACCACGCUGAGCGUGCGGGAUGGACGGCCACGCCGCGCUGCUUCUCUCCCUGCUCCUCGCCCUCUUACAAGCCCUCUUGGGGGACGCGUCUCUGCUGCUGAGACAGCACAGGGCCAACGAGCAAGUGCAGGCUGUUGCUGCUGCACCCAGAGACGAACAAGACGUGCGGGACUGCACCGUCAGCCCGCCAUUCCUGCCCCCGACCGUUACCGUCACCCAGCAGCGCCUCCUAGGUCUGCGUCAGCUGAUGAACAAUGUCUCCUACAACCUGGACGUCUACAUCAUCCCAGCCUCCGACUCUCACAUGAGUGAAUACAUCGCUCCCCGUGACGCACGCAUGGCGUGGAUUACUGGGUUCACUGGCUCCUCGGGGAUAGCGGUGGUGGCCAAGACAAAAGCCGGACUGUGGACCGACAGCCGGUACUGGAUUCAAGCCGAGAGGCAGAUGGACUGUAACUGGGAACUGCACAAAGGUGGAACCUCUGAUGUCGUGAAGUGGAUCCUCGAGUUGACAACGAAGGGAGGCCGUGUGGGAGUGGACCCCUUCGUCCUCUCCAUCAACCAGUGGAACAGCUUCUACACUCCGCUGUCUGAAGCCGGCCGACUGCUCAUCCCUGUGGACACCAACCUGGUGGACGUGGUGUGGGGCGCCGAGCGGCCAGCAACAUCCAGCACCUUCAUCUACUACCUACCUGACAAGUUCACUGGCAGCACGUGGGUGCAGAAGGUGGAGAAGACGCGCUCACUAAUGCGGGAGCACUCGCUCAAGCCCACAGCUCUCAUCCUGUCCGCACUAGAUGAGUGUGCCUGGCUGUUCAACCUCCGUUGCAAUGACAUCCCCUACAAUCCGUUCUUCUUCGCUUACGCCUUCCUCACGCUCAACGAAACCAGGCUGUACCUGAACCUCCACAAGGUGGGCGACGAGCUGCAUGCGAUCUUCAACGUCACGGAGUCUCCCGUGGGGCCGCUGAGCCUGCGGGACUACGGCGCGGUGCGCUCGGACCUGCUCACCUACGGCAAGGGCGACGUGCGCGUGUGGGCCGGAGAGGAGUUCACUACUUACGGCAUCUACCGCCUGCUGCCCAAGGAGAAGCUGGUGAUGGAGCAGUUCUCCCCCGUACAGCUCACCAAGGCCGUCAAAAACCCGCACGAGCAGGAGGCUCUCAAGUCAUCGCAUAUACGCGAUGCUGUGGCGGUGAUCCAGUACAUGGUGUGGCUGGAGGAAAACGUGCCCAAGGGGACGGUGACGGAGCUGUCGGGGAAGCUACACCUGGACCUCCUGCGCGGGAAUCAAGCGUUUUCCGAGGGUCCCAGUUUUGAGACCAUUUCUGCAAGUGGACUCAACGGCGCGCUGGCGCACUACAGUGCCAGCAAUGAGACGAACCGGAAACUGACCACCAACGAGAUGUACCUGUUCGACUCUGGAGGUCAAUACCGAGAUGGAACAACGGACAUCACUCGCACCCUGCACUGGGGAGUCCCAACGGACUUCAUGAAGGAAGCGUACACGCGAGUGCUGAUGGGGAGCAUCGACCUCAGCCAGGCCAUCUUUCCCGACAACACGUUCGGGGCCCGGUUGGACACGUUGGCGAGGCAUGCACUGUGGGAGGCUGGACUCAACUAUGGCCACGGCACCGGCCAUGGCAUCGGCAACUUCCUCAGCGUGCACGAGUGGCCUGUGGGAAUCGGGACAUCCUACGACAUUGGUCUGCACGAAGGGAUGUUCACCUCCAUAGAACCUGGCUACUACCAGGACAACGAGUUUGGAAUUCGUCUGGAGAACAUUGUGAUGGUCGUAAAAGCAGAGACAGCGUACACGUUUGGAGUGAAGCCCUACCUGACCUUCGAGACUGUGACCCUUGUUCCGUACGAGAAGAAGCUGAUCAAGUUGUCACUGCUGUCCGAUAAGCAGGUGAAGUGGCUGAACCAGUACAACGCUGCCAUAUAUCGCGAGGUGGGUGCCGAGCUGAUGAAGCAGAACCUGAGGAAGGAGCACGACUGGCUGCUCAGAGCGACCGAGCCGUUCGGCGGCGAGGGAGACCGAGGAGCGGCUGCAGUGGGGGCGUUGGGGGCCUCGGCGCCCCUCGCUCUGCUCGCCGCACUCUGCACCGCGCUCCUUGUGCCUCGCGCCCUCCACUAAGCUGGGGGGGGUGCACAGGGGGAGGGGGGCUCGGGUUCGCGGCAGUGGCCCGUGCCUCCAGUUCUGCGUUAUCUCUUUCUCAUUGCUUAACGGAGGUGCAACCGCUGUUCGUCUUCGUAAGUAAAUUCAUAGAUACUUAGAUGAUUUAGCGAUUCUUUUUCUAUAUUUGCGUCGUCGUUCAUGCAGAUUGCAUCUAGCAAUCGUCGCUGAGUAGGCAUGAGCUGGAAGGCAGCAGCAGCAGGCAGUCGGUCAGCUGGCGCUGCCAACAAUUGUUCUGACAUUCUCUAUAUUAAGAUGUUUUCAGCAAAUUAGUAAGUGUGUAUUAUACAUGUGGGAGGAAAUCGGACCACCCAUAGAAAACCCACCCGUGCGAGGGGGCAACAUUCUAUCCCAUACAGAAGAGAAAGAUUAUAUGAGUCCACACUUUUUUCUGUCCUGCGUUCUGCUGGCGAGCCAAGGUGUUGCACAUCAAUGCCCACGGAAAGGGAGCCUCGCAAAUUUUUGUAAUUUGGCAGAUCCACCGACCCUCGCUGCCUGCCUCACUGUCUGGAUUACAAGCCACGUGCUUGGCCGGCGCCACCACCACGCGGCUGGUCCACAGUUUGGGUUGCAUGGCCACAGUCGCACUCCUGUGGCUUGUCGUUAAAUAAAGGAGAUGUGCGCAUCGGCCUGUUGACGUUCUCAUGCGAUUAAUGGUUACACCACCGGUGUCUUCGAGGUAGAAUGCCAAAAGGUGGUGCAAUGCUUGCGUUUCGAAUGAGGUGUUUAUUCUAGAUGUCUGCGUUGUUCCACUGCAGACUACAACAUCAGUAAAUUAAGUCCACAACAGUCAUCAAGCUAAGAUAGACACUCAACUUGGUUUAGAUGUGGCCAAGAGACACCCAUACAUUUUUUACAAACGUGGAUAUUUUUUCUCCCCUCAACCUUAUGUGACACAGACGCUGAUUAUGCUGAUGACAUGCCUUUACAUAUGCACGAGCACAUUUUAUAAUUUCCCUCCACUGCCAUCUUCUGGCCACGUCGCAGCCCGGCAUGAUUGGGGAGUUUCACACAAAGCUGCGUGAUUCACCAACUCUGCCUCUGGCGCGUUGGAUCACAUCCAGAUAAUGAUUAGUGUCGUUAGCCAGGCAAAGAUGCAUCGAAUCGUUCAUCCAAAGCUAUGCCUAUGCUCACGAUGCAUCCGUCCAAUUGUGGAUGUGAGAAUCAAUCGCGCACAUUGUAUGAUAAUCGAAUGAUACACUCGUGUACUGUGGGCACGUGGAAUGAACAAAGUGCAACAAACCGAGACCAAGAAAGUAUGAAGCAGGGUAAAUGAGACGGCAAAACCGAACCCUAACAAUGACGGAUUCUUGAAUUGAAUUACGAUCCUAAGUCGUGAAGGUGCUGUGGCGUUCCACGUGCAAACACAACUCACAAAGCAAUCGGUUUAAUGUUUCACGGCAGGACCCUGCUGAAAAAGAGUGGAGACUGAAUCUCAUCGGCCUUACUGUCUUACAAUCCCAUAUAACACAGCAGGGCCGUAUGCCACUCUGUGGAAGGACCUCCCAGUUCUACGUGAACUCUGGACCUGAUGUCCUCCUGGAGUAACCGAGGCGGUGCGUGUGAGCAGUCCAGCUGAUUGAAUUAUUCACCCCCUGUUUGUAAGUCGCACAUAUCGUAAUCUCACCGUCAACUGUGAAAACAAUACUUUCUUCUACUGCUCAUGCCUUUUCCUGAUUGUCUAAAGCCAAAGGCAAUUUCUCUUUGGAUUCUCACGAUGUGAUCAUUCUGGCAAUCAACAAGAAUUACUGUCUUAAGUAACAUUUUGGAAACCGUCCCUUCAUCAACCAAAGGAGCGACAUUACCAUCGUAUUCUCUUGAUAAGACAUUUCCCCCCACAUAUUUAAAGCUAAAGUUUGGUGUGCAUCUGAUAACCAAUUAGGUGUGUGUGGCCAGAUUUGCCUAACGAUAUGUAAAAUUAAAUCUUAUCCCUAUAUAUUGACACUGGACAUAUUGUCCAUAAUCUAGUUUUUUGGGUUAGAUCGCGUAAAUAUAUGUAUCGUUAAACCCGCCACCACCCAACACACAAUUAGUAAGGUUUGUCACGUAAACAGAACAUUUCGUUACUAAUACAGCACACCUGUGUGUUGGAGAAAACCUCUUAUGGACAAUAUUGGUCGCGAAAGCCUACGUGUUAAACUGACUGGACACAUUGUCCUGGUGCGUUCCACUUUAGUAAUAAUCCAGAGGAUAGUCACGGAAAUUCCGUGCAAGUCGUCGGUUGGUGUGAUGUUCAUGGGACGUUAAUUGUGAAUGCGAAAAUAUAUAUAAAAGGACACGUGCUAAUCUUAGGGUAAUGCAAAUUUUAAGCCUGUGGAGAGUAAAAUUCCACGACAGAUGUUUGACACCUCCAGAGCUAAAGUUACUUAAGCUCUAGACACUCUUCUGUUAUUCAAUCUGUACUUGUAACAUCGUUAACUUUACUUUUGUUUAUCAUAUUAAACUCUUUAAAUUACAUCUUAUGAUAUAUUAUGUUACCUCAUUGAAUUAUUAAAAUGAUACAAGAACAUUG